This is a messenger RNA of Lacerta agilis (Sand lizard), 2893 nucleotides long. RefSeq names its product phosphodiesterase 2A (gene PDE2A). Gene Ontology annotation, cellular component: cytosol; nucleus; synaptic membrane. Gene Ontology annotation, biological process: regulation of mitochondrion organization; negative regulation of receptor guanylyl cyclase signaling pathway; positive regulation of gene expression. The record is from RefSeq and is a predicted model, not a curated record. NCBI's taxonomy places the organism in Eukaryota, Metazoa, Chordata, Lepidosauria, Squamata, Lacertidae. Gene Ontology annotation, molecular function: 3',5'-cyclic-AMP phosphodiesterase activity; 3',5'-cGMP-stimulated cyclic-nucleotide phosphodiesterase activity; protein homodimerization activity.
CCUCAGCCGGCUUCUGCAAGCCCGGCGGGGCAGCAGGAUGGUCCUGAUCCUGCCGCACAUACUCAUGGCUGCCCUUCACUUUUUCAGACGGGGCCAGCAGGUCUUCCUGAAGGCGGAGGAGGCGGCGGCCCGAGGCUCGGACACGCUACAGGAUGCCUUGCUGAGCCUGGGCUCCGUCAUUGAUGUCUCCAGCCUCCGGGAAGUCAUCAAAGAUGCCAUCGCUUCGGUGCUCCCCAAAGUGGAAAGAGUGUAUGUCUACCUCCUGGAUGGGGAAAACCGGCUGACGUGCAACGACCCACCCCAUGAGUUGCCACAGGAGGGAAAGCUUGGAGAUGCCGUCCUGCAGCGGAGGAGGGUGGAAUGCAAAGGGCUGCCCCCGGCCGAGUUGCAGGGCAAGCCGAUGGUUGGCCUGGCCGCACCGUUAGCCCCGGAUAAACAAGUGUUGAUCAUCCCCUUGGCGGACAAGGAUGCGGGGAACGUGGUCUGCGUCAUCCUGGUACACUGCAGUCAACUCUCUGAAUCAGAUGAGCUGAACCUUCGCGCUUUAGAGAAGCACAUCCUGGUCUCCUACAAGCGCAUCCAAGCCCUGCAGAAGCUGCAGCCCUGGCCGCAGGUCAGCCUGUCCACCAAUUCGUCACAGAAUUCUCUAGCGAAAACCGAGGGGCCUCCCAAGAACAGCUACAGCGACUUGGACCGCAAGAUCCUCCAGUUGUGCGGCGAACUGUACGACUUGGAUGCAGCCUCACUCCAGCUCAAAGUUAUUAAUUACCUGAAACAAGAGACCCAGUCGCCAUGUUGCUGCCUCCUGUUGGUUUCCGAAGACAACCACCAGCUUUUCUGCCAGGUCGUUGGAGACAAAGUGCUGGAGGAAGAGAUCAGCUUCCCUUUAACGGUCGGGCGUCUGGGGAAGGUUGUGGAGGAGAAGAAAUCGAUCACCCUGCAGGACAUCAGCUUGGAGGAGCAUAAGCAGUUGAACAGCAUGUUGGGAUUUGAGGUGACCGCCAUGCUAUGCGUCCCGGUGAUCAGCAGAGCCACUUCUCAAGUGGUGGCGUUGGCCUGUGCUUUCAACAAGAUCGGCGGAGAGUGCUACACAGAAACGGACGAGCACAAGAUCCAGCACUGCUUCUGCUACACCUCCACGGUGCUGACCAGCACACUGGCCUUCCAGAAGGAGCAGAAACUCAAAUGCGAGUGUCAGGCUCUUCUGCAAGUAGCCAAGAAUCUCUUCACGCACCUCGAUGACGUCUCGGUGCUGCUGCAAGAGAUCAUCACCGAAGCCCGGAAUCUCAGCAACGCCGAAAUAUGCUCUGUAUUCCUGCUGGACAGAAGCAGCCACGAAUUGGUGGCCAAGGUUUUUGACGGGGGCGUGGUGGAUGAUGAGAGCCACGAAUUCCGGAUUCCGGCGGAUCAGGGCAUCGCGGGCCACGUGGCGACCACGGGGAAGAUCCUCAACAUCAAGGACGCCUAUUCGCACCCGCUUUUCUACCGUGGGGUGGACGACAGCACCGGCUUCCGCACCCGGAACAUCCUCUGCUUCCCCAUCAAGGACGAGAACCAGGAGGUCAUUGGAGUGGCUGAGCUGGUGAACAAAAUCAACGGGCCUUGGUUCAGCAAGUUUGACGAGGAUUCUGGCACCGCCUUCUCCAUCUAUUGCGGCAUCAGCAUUGCCCACUCUCUGCUCUACAAGAAGGUCCACGAAGCCCAGUACCGAAGCCACCGCAACGAAAUGAUGAUGUACCACCUGAAGGUUUCAGAUGAUGAAUACACCAAGCUCCUCAACGAAGGAAUCGUGCCCGUUUCAGAAAUUGACCCAAGCUUUGCCAAAUUCACCUACACCCCACGUUCCCUUCCGGAGGACGACACGUCUAUGUGCCAUCUGAGUAUGUUGCAGGACAUGAAUUUCAUCAGCAGCUACAAAAUCAACCGCCAGACCCUUGUCAGGUUCUGCCUGAUGGUGAAAAAGGGGUACAGGGACCCCCCGUACCACAACUGGACCCAUGCCUUCUCCGUCUCCCACUUCUGCUACCUGCUCUACAAAAACCUGGAGCUGGUCAAUUACUUGGAAGACAUCGAAAUCUUCGCUUUGUUCAUCUCCUGCAUGUGCCACGACCUGGACCACAGAGGCACAAACAACUCCUUCCAGGUGGCUUCGAAAUCGGUCUUGGCUGCCCUAUACAGCUCAGAAGGCUCAGUGAUGGAGGCAUCAUUUGCUCAGGCCAUCGCCAUCUUAAACACCCACGGCUGCCACAUCUAUCAUUUCUCUCGGAAGGAUUACCAAAGGAUGCUGGACUUGAUGAGAGACAUUAUCCUGGCUACAGACCUUGCUCACCACUUGAGGAUCUUCAAAGACCUCCAGAAAAUGGCAGAAGUUGGCUACGACCCCAAGAACAAGCAACACCACAGCCUCCUGCUCUGCCUCCUCAUGACCUCGUGCGACCUCUCGGACCAGACCAAAGGCUGGAAGACCACCCGCAAGAUCGCUGAGCUGAUCUACAAGGAGUUCUUCUCCCAAGGAGAUCUGGAGAAGGCCAUGGGCAACCGGCCGAUGGAGAUGAUGGACAGGGAGAAAGCCUACAUCCCCGAGCUGCAGAUCAGCUUCAUGGAGCACAUUGCCAUGCCCAUCUACAAGGUGCUCAACGACCUCUUCCCCAAGUCGGCCGAGCUCUACGAGAGGGUGGCCAGCAACCGGGAGCACUGGAUGAAGGUGUCGCACAAGUUCACCAUCCGGGGCCUCCCCAGCAACAACUCCCUGGACUUUCUGGACGAGGAAUACGACCUGCAAACGAUGGCCGAGAACAACGGCCUCAAGAUGAACGGGUGCCUGGACUCGGAAGACGGCCACAUGGAGGCAGAGUGACGCCCCAAGACACCUCCCCGCUUGGGGCGGGGGGGG